This is a messenger RNA of Didymodactylos carnosus, 297 nucleotides long. The record is from the annotation of a GenBank genome assembly. NCBI's taxonomy places the organism in Eukaryota, Metazoa, Rotifera, Eurotatoria, Philodinida, Philodinidae.
AUGUAUCAUCAGAACCCACCAGCUAAUGCAGUACCUGUGGCGCUGACAUCAUCAACUGCAAUAAAAAAUCGUAGAUGGUUUUCCGCAGUUCCAUUAAUUGCUUUAUGCUGUCUCGGGAUAUUGGGUUUGCUAUUAGCAGCAACUAUUGUUUUAGCCUUGAUACCUGUGUAUCUACCAAAACGUGGUGGUGGAACAGUGGCAGUUCAAGCUAAUCAAAGGGCAUUGAUCGCACCAGCAGAUAUUGUAGAACACAUCGAAAAACAGAACGAGCAGUGUUCGUGUUAUAUCUCUUCAUAA